Molecule: messenger RNA, 1062 nt
Organism: Racocetra persica
Lineage: Eukaryota; Fungi; Glomeromycota; Glomeromycetes; Diversisporales; Gigasporaceae
Source: the annotation of a GenBank genome assembly
AUGUUUCGUUCAGUUAUCUCACCAAUAAUUCUAACUUAUAAAAAAGCGGUUACCUUCCCGGUAUGCCAUCAUAAACUCAUGAUGGUUAAAGGACAAAAUUCGACAAAUUUUUUGUUCCUUAAAUCCAUUAUUUCUCAUCAAUUCGCAACCGGUUCAUUUAGAAUGUUACAACAAUCUUAUGCACCUUCUUUUAACUCGCAAACUGUUCAACAAAAUGGCAAAAUUGAUAAAGUUGAGUCACAAAUCCCACCUGAAAUAUUAUUGGACACACGUCAUCCCGAACCAAUUCGCCAUGAAAUCGUUGAAUCUGAAAAACCGUUGAAAUCAAAUGAUCUUGAAAAUAUAGAUGUUAAACUUAAUUUCCAUCGUGAACCUGUUACCAUAGCUGAUAAGGUCGCUUAUCAGGUUAUUAAGUUGAUAAGACUUCCCGUCGAUUGGUUUUUUAAGAAAAAAUACAUUCAUCGAGCUGUUAUGUUGGAAACGAUUGCUGGAGUUCCGGGCAUGGUUGGAGGAACUGUUCGUCACCUUCAAUCUCUCAGAAAAUUAAAACAUGAUGGAGGUUGGAUUCAUCAUUUACUUCAUGAAGCCGAAAAUGAACGUAUGCAUUUAAUGACUUGGAUGCGUAUUGCUCAACCUAAUAUGUGGGAACGUGCUUUAAUUACCCUCGUCCAAGGUAUUUUCUACAAUGCGUUCUUUACUUUAUACCUGCUUAGUCCAAAAACCGCCCAUCGUGUUGUUGGGUAUCUUGAAGAAGAAGCUAUAAUUAAGAUCGAUGCGGGUAAUAUUCCAAACAUUAAAAACAUUCCUGAUAUAGCUAUUGAUUAUUGGCAUCUUGAUCGUGAAACUGCGACUUUACGAGAUUUAGUUUUGGCAGUCCGUGCUGAUGAAGCUGUUCAUCGUGACACAAAUCAUCACUUUGCCGAUCGAAUUGUGCUUGGUCGCGAAGACUUAAGAGAAGAUAUUAAAAAUACAAUUGCUAACGAACCAAAUCGAUUUGGUGAGAAACUUGGGAACAUUGCUGGGUUCAGUCAGGAUGCUAAUGAGAAGUGGAAAUGGAAAUAA